AUGGAACCUCCUACCUACACUUUUACGGGAAGUGACGCUCGUCAACGUUCAACCAGCAUGGGUCUAGGAACUUCGACAGAUAAGAGCCAUCAGGAUCCGACACCCAAACCAGGAUCCGUGGGUUUCGACUUCCAUGAAAAACUUGGGUAUAUGGUAUGGGAGGCAGGUUCAAAACAAAUGCAGGACACAUUUAAGUCUUAUGGUCGGAUAGAUGUAUUCCGACCCUAUUUUGACGUAGAGCCCAGUCAGGUGCGUAUUCGUCUCCUACGGUCGUUCAUACCUCAUCGACACUCUCAAAUGACGCCUUCUCCCGAUUUAUACGGUCCCUCUAUGAUUGUUCUUACAAUGGUGGCAUUACUCCUCUUUAAUAUGAAGAGCAGCGGUUACGUUGUACAAAACGGCACACUUAUGGGCACCUCGUUCCUUGCCUGCUUUGGUUCGUGGCUUUCACUAUCCGGAGUGCUUUAUGUUCUUUGUUUUCUUCUUGGUGCAGAAAUUCUAAUGCUGCAGCUCCUCUCAGUUUUCGGUUACUCACUGACAUCACACUGUGUGGUGCUGCUGCUCACCUCUAUCUACCACACCUCUCACGACCAUCUUUGGUUCUUCAUCCUGGUCGGGAUCUUCUGCAUACCAAGCUCUAUUAGAAUGAGCCUUCUGGUAUCCACGAAUGCUCAUAUCCGAUCACAUCGCGUGGUUCUUGCAGGCGCUGCUCUUACCCUUCAUACCAUUCUUAUUUUAUAUCUUCACUUUGGAUUCCACGUGAUGCUUGAAGGUAGGCUUCUUCUUUUAUCCUUCUAUGUUAGCUUCUUUUAA
Messenger RNA from Angiostrongylus costaricensis, 813 nucleotides. Lineage: Eukaryota; Metazoa; Nematoda; Chromadorea; Rhabditida; Metastrongylidae. The record is from the annotation of a GenBank genome assembly.